Molecule: messenger RNA, 174 nt
Organism: Fusarium vanettenii 77-13-4
Lineage: Eukaryota; Fungi; Ascomycota; Sordariomycetes; Hypocreales; Nectriaceae
Exons: 2
Source: RefSeq, a predicted model, not a curated record
UUUAUCCUAGACCUAGACUCGCGAGGUUUCCCCCUACGACUGCGUGGUAUAGAAGAAAUAGCUAACCGACUGCUCGCCGACCGGAAUGCACUACCCAACACAAUCGCUAAAUACGGUAUCGACCUGGCCGAUAUCUAUAACUUCGAUGAGGUUAGCUUUAUAAUAGGCGUUAUU